CAGUGCUCAUUUGUAGGAGAGGCUUGUGUGUUGUUGGUAAAAAAACAAAUGGUUGGUCUAACCCCAGUAGGGAUUAUUAUUAGGGGUUAUAUUCUAUUCGUUCAUUAUUUGGCCAACACCAAAAAGUAUUACUCUGUGCCCCGCUCUCCCCUAUGUCUUGCUGGAUGCAUCACAUUGAAGCUGAAUACUUCAAAUAAAUUUAUAUUAUUUCAAUCAAUAUAUGUCAGUUUUGUGGUUUGAGUUUAGCAGAACCCUCUCCAUUACAUUUGUUGUGCUUCUUUGUCUACAGUUGCAUCAAUUUCUAACUGAUUAUGUAUUUAUGACGGCUUUUAAUCAAUUAAUUUAGCAGAGUUUUAUGUAUUCUAUGUGCUUUGCACAUGUCCUCAGUCAUUUGUUUUUAAAAGAAAACAUUGGUUAGUGCAGGGUCUGGUUACCAUAGUGAAGCGUGUUCUGAGAAUAGAACGCAUUCCAAAAGUGAACUGUAAGCCUUGCAGCACAGGAGAAACUCUUGUUGGUUUGUGGUAGUGGCGUUGAGCGGGUGUGUCUUUCGUUGCGAGUCUCCUGUAGUGAUUCUCAGCGAUUAAACAUCGGCCCGUUUGAGUGAUUCACGGUGCAAGACCGAAAUCAUCAUCCAGAUCAGCUACCAAACAAACCCCGAGUUCUUGACAGAAAGUCUGAAAACCAAACUGACGUCAUGAUUGAGCAUCUUCCACUGGGCGUUGACCCCGAGACAUCGGCUGCCAAAAUGGAGAACGACAAGAAGAAGAAAGUGAAAGAGACAAAGAAGAAAAAGAAGAGCAAGGUUGCUUUGUUCACCAGAGCGGCCUUGAGAUGGUUCUGCUUCUCUCCCAGUGAUGAGCCGUUCAGAUUCCCAUCCUCUGAUGAUUAUGAGGUCUAUGAGAAGAGGAUGGUGGAGGAAGAGGAACUGAAGGAGAUGAAGCAGGAGGAAAAGGAGGAGGUGGAGAAAGAGAAGGAGGUGAAAGUGAAAGAGAGGAAGAAGAAGAAAAAGAAGAGCAAGGUUGCUUCGUUCACCAGAGCGGCCUUGAGAUGGUUCUGCUUCUCUCCCAGUGAUGAGCCGUUCAGAUUUCCUUCCUCUGAUGGUAAAUGAUGCUUUUGGCAUCUACAGUAGAUGUUUCAGACUGUAAUGCUGUGAAUCUGGAGUUUACCAUGAAACUGACGGUGUGUAUGUGCAAACUGCAAUCAUCUGUCCUCUAACAGAUUAUGAGGUCUAUGAGAAGAGGAUGGUGGAGGAGGAGGAACUGAAGGAGAUGAAGCAGGAGGAGGAGGAGGUGGUGAUGACGGAGGAGGAGGAGGUUGUGAUGACUGAGAAAGUGAACGAUAACACGAAGGAAGAGAAGACAGAGGAGGAGGUCAAGAAAAGAAAGGAGGAGGAGAUAAGCAGCCAGCUGUCAGAGGAGUUCUGGAGAAUGAAAUUGAGGGAGGAGGAGAAGGAAAGUGUGGUGGAGGAAAAUGAGGAAAUAAAACACAUUGAAAAAGCGGAAGUGGAGGACAUGGAGAAAGACAAAGUGAAGAAGAAGACAAAGAGGAGAAGGAGGCCGAGGAGAAACCGCAGGGUGGAGGAGGAGGUGAAAGGACAGGAAAGUGAGGAGGUGGAAAAGAGCAUGGAGGAGAAAGAGACAAUAACUGACAUCGUAAGAAAGGAGGAGGUGGAGGAGAGGGUGGCGAACAGGAGGAGGAUGACCACAUGGACAGUUGACAGCUUGAAAGAGGAGUUGAACAGAAAGUUCCCGAUACACAAGCAGCACAUGUGGCCCAACAACAGACCUGCCUCCAAGGCCCAGGCUGCACGGCGGGGGAAAAACCGCCAUAUUCUGUUAUGGGGACAGAGAAACGUGUAGAACUCAAUAAAGUUGUGUUGAACAAAA
This is a messenger RNA of Danio rerio (zebrafish), 1886 nucleotides long. The record is from RefSeq and is a predicted model, not a curated record. NCBI's taxonomy places the organism in Eukaryota, Metazoa, Chordata, Actinopteri, Cypriniformes, Danionidae.